AUGACUUUCAAAGUACUUAUACUUUGCGUUGUAGCGAUCGCAUUCGCUGAAAAAUAUUCCGACAAAUAUGACAACGUUAAUAUUCAAGAAAUUAUAGAGAACAGAAGAGUACUACUAUCAUAUGCGAAUUGCCUUUUAGACAAAGGGAAAUGCAGUCCAGAUGGCAAGACGCUUAAAGAUAAUCUGAAGGAUGCUGUCGAGACGAAUUGUGAAAAGUGCACGGACGCCCAAAAAGAGGGAACUUCCGUCAUGUUCCGUCAUUUGAUCGAAAAAGAGCGAGAAAUUUGGAAUGAACUAACCGCUAAGUAUGACCCAACUGGGCAAUGGAGAAAAACGUACGAAGACGAGAUCAGAAAAAGUGGCAUCAUUUUACCCUAAAAAGAUAACAAA
Papilio polytes (common Mormon) is the source of this 390-nucleotide messenger RNA. Its product is annotated as ejaculatory bulb-specific protein 3-like. NCBI's taxonomy places the organism in Eukaryota, Metazoa, Arthropoda, Insecta, Lepidoptera, Papilionidae. The record is from RefSeq and is a predicted model, not a curated record. The transcript is spliced from 2 exons. The coding region runs from base 1 to 378 and encodes 125 amino acids.